GCUUUCUUUCUUAGCCAAUCUGAACGUAAUAGCUUUGUUUGUUAGCCAAUUUUUUUCCCCCGGUGUUUAGUGAAAAUAUUGCCAGUCAUUGAAGACCGUGUGUUUUUAAAAGUUUCUAAAUCAGCUGAUUCAUCGUCGAUUUGGGAGCAAGAAUUGCAUACAUAAUAUAAGGACGAGCGGGGUAAAGUUCAUUACCUUAAAACCAUCUUGGAUAGACUACGGCUUGACGUUGAAGCAACUACUACAUUUCACUGAUUGGACAAUGUUGAAAGUCAUGACCUCAAGACAACCCUUCUUGUGUCGUCUGCUGGUCGUUCUUCUGUGUUCUGGCGUCACCGGCAUGAUUAUAGACUUGUCUCAUCCCCUCUCGCAUAAUACGAUCUACUGGCCCGGACAGCCGAAAUUUAACAGGACAGUUGUAGUAAUGGGAAGUAACAAGGAUAAAGUUUGGAUUGAAGUGGGCGCCUUCUCGUCAGGGGAGCACGGCGGCACCCAUAUCGACGCCCCCCGGCACUUCUCCCCCCACAGCUACGACCUGAAGGACCUACCCCUGGAGCAUACGAUAGCCGAGGGCGUCAUGAUAGACGCUAGAGCUGAGGCCGCCCUAAACAAUGAUUACCAGCUGACAGUAGAGAAACUGAAGGCCUGGGAGACUGACCACGGCAGAAUCCCCGACAAGGCCGCUGUGCUGGUCAACUUUGGCUGGACCUCACGCUGGUCAAACCCACGAGAAUUUUUCGGAACCAAUGACGUCACCAAUCACACGACCUUCCACUUCCCCGUGGUGUCCGCCGAGGCUGCCCGCUGGCUGCUGGACCACAGACACCUCAAGAUCCUGGCCGUCGACGUGCCUGCACCAGACGGCCCCACCGACACGACGUUCCCCGUCCACCGUCUGCUGCUGUCGCAGAACAUCGUCAUCAUCGAGAACGUCAUGGUGCCAGACUCACUUCCGGCACGCGGUUUCCGGCUGCACGCGGCGCCAAUCCGGGUCGAGGGCGGGACCGGCGUGCAGACGCGGGUCUACGCCAUGUUGUACGAUGACGUCACGAGCAGGUCACCAUUGGUCCAGCAUCUGUCCAUCUUGUUGUGUUUGCUGGUUGGAACAUUGGCUUGUUGGUUGGCGCAGGUCUGAUGGUAAAAGUGUUGAUAACGUGUGAAGUUUUUGAUGUAUAGAUUUUGAUCAUGUUGAAAUUUUUUGAUGAUGUAAAUUUUAAUCAUGUUUAAAUUUCUUGAUGAUUUAAAUUUUGAUUACGCUUGAAAUCCUUGCUGUAGAUUUUGAUGGCUUUUGAAGUUUUUUGAUGAUGUGAUGUUGAUGAUGUUUGAAAUCCUUAAUGUAAAUUUGAUAACGUAUGAAUGUAUUAAUGAUGUAAAUGUUGAUGUGUGAAUGUCGUAUGUACAUUUUGUUGAUACUGUAAAUUUUCUUGAUGAUGUGUGAAUUUCGUGAUGAUAUAAAUUUUGAUGACUUAUGAAUGACUUGAUAAUGUAAAUUGAUGUAUGAAUUUCUUGAUGAUGUUGAUUCCUCAGAUGCUCUACAAUAUAGUAACUUUUUUGUUCUUUGUAUCAUAUGUACA
Messenger RNA from Physella acuta, 1574 nucleotides. RefSeq names its product isatin hydrolase-like. Lineage: Eukaryota; Metazoa; Mollusca; Gastropoda; Physidae. Gene Ontology annotation, molecular function: arylformamidase activity. The record is from RefSeq and is a predicted model, not a curated record.